AUGUUACAAGGAAACCAAACGGCAGUCUCAUUAGCAAAGGCGCUGCUUCUUAUCGAGUCGAUUGUUGUACGGUGGCUGAUGGCGAAUGGAAGCAGUACUAUAGCAGGAAUCACUUGGGACAGGAAGUCGUAUAAUUACGAACUUGAUAUGGGACGGCCAGUUCCAUUACACAAUGUGACAACGGGCCAGACACUUCCAGUGGGAAAGAAACAGACAAUAGAGAUUGAAGUUCCGGAUUCAAGAGACUUACUCUUGGGCCAUGGGGAGUGGAGUGCUGAGUUUUGGUUUGACGCGGCGCAUGGAAAAGUUCGGAAAUAA
Aspergillus ochraceoroseus IBT 24754 is the source of this 318-nucleotide messenger RNA. RefSeq lists its product as uncharacterized. The record is from RefSeq and is a predicted model, not a curated record. Bases 1 to 318 code for a protein of 105 amino acids. The transcript has a single exon. NCBI's taxonomy places the organism in Eukaryota, Fungi, Ascomycota, Eurotiomycetes, Eurotiales, Aspergillaceae.